AUGAAAUUGAAGCCUCCAAACGGAACAGAUCCGUUGGCCGUGCCACCAGAGACCAAGGGAAGGAGCUGGACUAGGCCAGCAGCAGCAGCAGCAGCAGCAGCAGCAGCAGCUGCAGCGACAGCUGGAGCAGCAGCUGCUGCAGCACCAGCUGCAGCAGCAGCAGCAGCAGCUUCUGCCAAUAGAGACUUGGCGCUUCUAAUGCGGCUGCAGGGAACAAGUGAAAAGGCCUUGAAGCGGCCGCAGAAGCAGCAGCUGCUGCAGAAGCAGCAGCAGCUGCCGCUGCAGCGGCUGCUGCAGCAGCGGCGGGGCCACCCAAAACAACAGAAGCUGCAACACUCGCAAACCAACGAGCAACAGCAGCAGCAGCAGCAACAGUUGCAGCAGCAGCAGCAGGAGCAGCAGCAGCAACUGCAGCAGCACGCGAAGCACACAGGACAGGAAAAGAAUGGGCCCAGCAAAAUGCACACUGGAUUAGCUGCCUCUAAAACGCUGCCCGACAGCAGCAGAAGCUUCACGGAAGCUGCGGACAACAGCAGCAGAUGCAGCAGCAUUGACAGCAGCAGCAGAAGCAGCAGCAGCAGCAGGAGCAGCAGCCACUCUAUUAAUCAUAGGAGUGGCUCCUCGUGCGAAAAGCAUGGUCUUGAUUCAAGCAAUGGCAGCAGAAACUGCAACAGCAGCAAGAGAAGCAGUAGCAGCAAGAGCAGCAGCAGCAGGAGCAGCAGCAGCAAAGACAGCAGCAGCAGCGGCAGCGGCAGCAGUACCCGGCAGGAACCCGGCUUGCUAAUGCCUCUUGCUGUGUCCCAAAACGAUGCUGCUUCUGGUGCAGCAGCUGCUGCGCUGCAGCGGCUGUCAGCAGCAGCAGCAGCAGCAGCACCAGCUGCUGCUGCUACAGAGCCAGUACCACAUCAGACUGCCUCCAGCCCAAGAUGGCAUAGCAGCAGCGGCAGCAGCAGCAGCAGCAGCAGCAGCAGCAGACGUAGACGCAGCCACAGCAGCGAAAGCAGCAGCAACGGUGCCAGAAACAGCAACAGCACCAGUCGCAGCAGCAGCAGCAACAACAGCAGAAUGGCAACAAAGCUAAGUGAGGACUUUAGGGUGUCUAGACACCUAACAGCAAAUAAAAACUUUAAUAAUGGUACUUGGGGGCCCCCCUGUGGGGCCCCACACAGAAAGAGUAGGCCUGCAGGAAGGGGGGCCCCCAGAGCUGGCAAAGCGACGCUGCUGCCAGCAGCAGCAACUGCAGCAGCAGCUGCAGCAGCAACUGCAGCAGCAACUGCAGAAGCAAAUGCAGCAGCAACUGCAGCAGCAAGACACAAGUUAAAAAGCAGAAUUGCAGAGGCUGCAGCAGAACUGGACACGGCACGGACUGAAAAGCAACCAGCGAUAGCGGAGAAACGGCAGCAGCCGCAGCAGCAGCAGCAGCAGCAGCAGCAGCAGCAACAACAGCAGCAACAGCAGCAGCAGCAGCAUAUGCCACAGAAAACUGCCCGCGCCAAUGCGCUCAACAGCUGCUGGUAUGACCCUAAAGAAAAUGCUGCAGGAGAAUUUUUCCCUUCCAGUCUUUCUUCGGGUUUCCCUACAGCAGCAAAAGCAGCAGCAGCAGCAGCAGCAGCAGCAGCAGCAGCACCUCCAUCUGGCGACGCACAAAGAGGCAGCGCAAAUUUUGGCCUAUGGGGCCCCUUGGAUGAGGAGGCCUCUGCCCUAUCAAAUGGCAAAUGCUCCAAAAUGUCAAACACUGCAGCAGCAGCAGCAGCAGCUGCUGCAGCAGCAGCAGGAGCAGCAGCAGCAGAGGGACACAAUGGGAAGCCGCGACCUCCACGGACACAAAACAGCACAAAGAACUUUUGCUGGGACCGCAGCAGCAGCAGCAGCAGCAGCAGCAGCAAAAGCAGCUGGAAACGUUUAGCAACACCCGAAGAGGCUCUGUGGAAUGCCUCGAACUGCGCUGCUGCUGCAGCAGCCGCAGCAGAACAGCAGCAGCAGCAGCAGCAGCAACUUAGGUCAUCUGACAUCACCAAUGGCUGCUCUGGUCACUUGCUGCAGCAGCUGCAGCAGCGCACAACCACAGCAGCAGCAGCAGCAGCAGCACCUACAGCAAAGCCGCAGCAAAUCAGCACAACACAGUUCCUUAACGGCUGCGACAUAUUUGGAGAAGACAAAGUCAAGGAAGCAGUAUCAGGCGCAGCAGCAGCAGCAGCAGCAGCAGCAGCAGCAGCAGCAGCAGCGGCUGAAGGAGCAGCAGUAGCUGAAGGCGCAGCAGCAACAGCAGAGGCACCAGAGGCACAUCAACAACUGGGCCACAACAGCUUUACUGACUGGGAGGCAGUGGCAGCAAAAUGGACGGCAGCUGCAGCACAGCAGCAGCAGCAACAGCAGCAGCAGCAACAGCAGCAACUCCAGGCGCCCUCUCUCUUUGCUGCAGCAGCAAACUCACCACAGAUGCUGGGGGCCCCAGCAGCGCCGCUGCAGCACCCCGGGCCCUUUCAGCUGUACGUACACCAGCUGCUUCAGCAGCAGCAACAGCAGCAGCGACGCUUCAGUCAGCAGCAGCAGCAGCAGCAGCAGCAGCAACAGGGACAGCAGCAGCAGCAGCAGCCGCAAUCCACGCAAAACCAUUGGCGAGUAUUCCCUUCAACGCAGCAGCAAGAGACCCCACAGAGGGCCCCUCGAUAUUGUUUCUUGGGGCCCCCCUUGGGGGCCCCUUUGGGGGCCCCUUUGGGGGCCCCCUUGGGGGCCCCAUUGGGGGCCCCUUUGGGGGCCCCUGUGGGCGCCCCUGUGGGGGCCCCCUUGGGGACCGCUGUGGGGGCCCCCUUGGGGGCCCCCUUGGGGGCCCCUUUGGGGGCCCCCUUGGGGGCCCCUUUGGGGGCCCCUUUGGGGGCCCCUUGGGGGGCCCCUUGGGGGGCCCCUUUGGGGGCCCCUUUGGGGGCUCCUUUGGGGGCCCCUGUGGGGGCCCCCGUGGGGGUCCCUGUGGGGGCCCCUACGGGGGCCCCUAUGGGGGCCCCUCUGGAGGCGCGCUUGGGGGCCCCUCCAGGGGCCCCAAGCACUUCGCAUUUGUCUGCUGCGUCUGGGGCUUUGCUGCCAGGAGCAGCAGCAGCUGGGGGCCUCCAAACAUCCUUCAGAAGCAGCAAAAGCAGCAGCAGCAGCAGCAGCAGCAGCAGAGGGGGCCCCACAGUGCCGCGGGGGCAGCGCAGAAGGGCGUUGUGCAUAGGCUGUCUUUACGAGGGAACAUUCUGCACGCUUAAGGGAGCUGCAGCAGAUGCACGGCGCUGGGCUUCGAUUGCCUCUGAGCAUCUUGGCUUCACAGAAGUCCGACCCUAUGCGAUGCUGAACCCCGCCUUAUCCGUAACUACGCAGUCUCUUCUCAUCCUCCGACCCACGAAAACAUUAUGCGGGGGCUGCAGUGGCUGGUGGAAGACGCAGCAGCAGGAGAUGUGCUGCUGCUGUUCUUUUCCGGCUGCAGCAGCAGCUUGGUUGCUGCUGAGCAGCCGGAGGGCCCCUGCACUUUCUUUUGAGUCUCCAGCACCCCCCAGCGAAUGGAAGAGCUGCAGCUCCUGCUGCAGCAGCAGAAGCAAGUGCAGCACAGUUGCUUUCAGUGCAUCACAAAAGAACAGCAGCAGCAAAAGCCAGAGAAGCAGCAGCAAGCAAGGGGCCCCCCAGCCUUACCUGGGGGGCCCCCCCUCUGAAGGACCCUAUUUGCACACUAGCUGCACAACUGCCUCACGCUGCAGCAGCAUCAGAAGCAGCAGAAGCAGAAGCAGCAGCAGCAGCAGCAGCAGCAGCAGCAAGGGCCCCUCCGUGGGGCCCCCCUACAGCAGCGCCGCAGCAGCAAUUGACCAUCAGGGGGCCCCUAAAGAGUGGGGGGCCCCCACUUUGAGGGGGCCCCCCUCUCUCAGGGGGCCCCCCUCUAUUGGGGGGCCCCCCUCUAUUGGGGGGCCCCCCUCUAUUGGGGGGCCCCCCUCUAUUGGGGGGCCCCCCAGAUGGGGGGGCCCCCCAAUAGAGGGUACUGCUGAUGCCUUUAGUUUAAGGAGAGGCAGCAUUUGUUCUUUGGCCUCCUUAGCAACGCAGUCUGCAGCAGCAGCAGGGGCCCCCUCAGCAGCAGCAGAAGCAGCAGCAGCAGCAGCAGCAGCAGCAGCAAGUGCCAACCCUGGGGACCCCUUGCUGCUGCUGUCUCCAGGAUCUGCUGCGCAGCUAAAAGAAAGCCUCCGCUUUCAGGUGUACGUACACUGCGUGACAGACCUGAAUGCAGCACAAGUGAGGGGGCGGCAGCUGCAGGUGCGCCUUGCUGCAGUGCAGCAGCAGCAGCAGCAGCAGCAGCAGCAGCAGCAGCAGCCGCGGCAGCAGCAGCAGCUGCGUCCAGGGGCGGGGGUGAUGGAGGACGGGGAGGAGGAGAUGAGCCGCGCUGCUGCUGCGCUGCUGCAGCCUGCUGCUGCGAGUCGCAGCAGCAGCACAGCUGCUGCUGCUGCUGUGACCAAUGGUCUUUGCUGCUUGCCUGUUCAGCAGCUGCUGCAGUGCAGCCUUCCUGCAGCAACGGUAGGCAGCCCCGCUGCUGCUGUGCCUGCUGCUGCUGCGCCUGCUGCUGCUGCUGCUGCUGCGGCAGCAGCUAAUGCUGCUGUUGAUGUUGAUGCCGCUGUUAAUGCUGCUGCUGUUCCUUCUAGUGCUGCUGCUGCUAAUGCUGCUGCUGCCGUUGUGCCGUUGCCGUUGCUGCUGCUGCUGCUUCUGCUGCUGCUGUUAUUGCUAAUCCUGUUGCUGCUGCUGCUGCUGCUGCUGCUGCUGAGGCUGCAGCAGGCCUUUUUGGGAGGAUAA
Eimeria necatrix is the source of this 4803-nucleotide messenger RNA. RefSeq lists its product as hypothetical. Lineage: Eukaryota; Apicomplexa; Conoidasida; Eucoccidiorida; Eimeriidae. The record is from RefSeq and is a predicted model, not a curated record.